Entamoeba invadens IP1 is the source of this 2174-nucleotide messenger RNA. RefSeq names its product serine/threonine protein kinase. The transcript has 2 exons. NCBI's taxonomy places the organism in Eukaryota, Evosea, Mastigamoebida, Endamoebidae. The record is from RefSeq and is a predicted model, not a curated record. The annotation marks the transcript as partial. Gene Ontology annotation, biological process: peptidyl-serine phosphorylation; intracellular signal transduction. Gene Ontology annotation, molecular function: phosphatidylinositol binding; protein serine/threonine kinase activity; ATP binding.
AUGGCGAAGGAGCUUAACCAAUCAUGCAAAACAUCCGGACUUGUGCGUAUGAAAACCGCACCAACCCUUUCACCUGACACUGAAAUUCGACAAAGUUAUGAGGUGCAUAGAAAUAUGCCGGCUGCAUUGCAAGUGGUAUCCGUCUCUUUUUUAAAGUGUGAGUUACAAAUCGACACAUCUUCCGUGUUCAGCCCAAGUGUAGUUGGGAUGUAUUUUUUCACACUGCAAUAUGAAAGUGGAUACGCUGUCAUCCAAAAGAGGUAUUCCCAAUUCUACUUUUUGGAUAACUACCUCCAGUCUAAACUCCCAAAGAAAACACUUCCAUCCCUCCCUCCAAAAGAACUGUUACACAGCGGAUCACACCCCGACGUGAUUCAUAGAAGAUCUAAGGAUUUAUCUACUUACAUUGAAAAGGUUAUAAAGAUCCCACAUGUCAUGGAAGAUACCGUUGUAGUGGAAUGGUUCCAACAACCCGCAGACAGACAUUUAGUAUCCUUUUCGAAGCAACGAAAGGCUGGGUAUGUGAUGAAAGAAGGUUCAUUUCUGGUGAAAUGGAAGAGGAGGUAUUGUGUAUUGGCACCGAAUGUUAUCGCACUAUUUAAUUGUGCAAAAGACCUUUUGGUGUACCAAGACCCUCUUGAUGUGUACUGUUUGAAAGGAUGUACAGUCAAACCAGUGUUGGACAAGGGGCCAAAUGUGAUGACAAUUUCAAGAAACAAUUUAACCCUGUGCACCCUUCUUGUCGAAAAUGAUAACGACUUUCUCAUCUGGCUUGGAGCUAUCCAAGAAAUGACAACACAACGACAACUCGUUGAUUCCCCGAAGAGAACACAACUCUUUCCCAUCAAAACGUCUCAUGGAAGAACAAAAACGUCAGCAACACCAACACUGCAGUUUACACUGACGCUGUCCCCCUCAUCAGUUAAAGAGUCUUCGCUCAAAAAAACACAAAUGAAAAAUUCGUAUGAAAGAGAAAUGAAAGAAACAAAGUUUUGCGAAAUAGAAAACACAAACACCGCAAUGGUUUUUGAAAAAAUAGUAAAAACGAUAUUUAGAAGGUACAAGAGUGAAAUGAAUGCAGUCUUCACACACUACCAAUUUGAGCCUGGAACUAUCACCGAGGAACAUUUGAAGUUCUUCGAAGAAAUCAAAAGUUUACAACUCAUCGACUUCAUGGAAGGGAAGAGAGUUGAAGAGGUGUUUCAAAAAUUGUUGUCUGUGAGUAAGGAGUAUUCCAACAAUGUGACUGUUCAAAAGAUAUUAUGGGUCUUCAUUAACGUCCACAUGCUUCUUAAAAGAUCAUCGAAUGAAGGGAGAAGCGAAAUGGAACAACUCCAAACACUCAAGACUAUGUCAAAUUUGAUACACACGUCUGUGGAUUCUACAAAAAUGUUGGUGUGUCGGCUGUGUGAACAUCAAUACAAAAUGUCACAAUUUUGUGACCAUACAAAGUUAUGUGAGAUCAUCAUGCGGCGAUGCAUGAAUGAGACGACAUGUGUGAUUAGAUUGGAAAAGGUGUUGUGCUUCUUAAGAGAUUCAUUUCGAUGCCAAAUUGUGAAGGAUACAUUUAAGUAUACACAACUUGUCGAGUUGGUUCCAAAUCUCCGGCAACAAACAACACCGGAAAAACUCGACAAGAUCAAUGAGGCCAUCAGAACGUUAUGUGUUGAUUUGACUGACACUUCACUGUUAACAUUUGCUCGAGCCAUCUCCGAUAUGAUAACGUCAUACAAGAAGUUAUUAAGGGAAUACGUUGAAGGGAAUGCAAAGAAUAUGUGGAGUUUCAUUUCUGUCAUUCCAAACAAGAGUGCGAAAGAGGUUCAACAGAAAAUUGGGUAUAACACUGCAACGGUUGAGGACUUUGAUGUGGUGAAAAAGUUUAGUGCUGGCGCGUACAGUCGGAUUUACUUAGUGAAGAAAAAGAGCACUGGUGACUAUUAUGCUAUGAAGGUGAUGAAAAAAGACGACAUGGUGAGGAAGAAUGUUGUUGAUUCUGUGUUGGUAGAAAAGGACUUUUUGUCAAAGGCUCAUAAUAAUAGCGUGGUAAAGCUGUACUGGGCGUUUCAAGACGACACGAAUUUAUAUUUAAUACUUGAGUACUGCCCCGGAGGAGAUUUGGCGACGCUACUGGAACACAUCGGUACACUUGACGAACACGUAGCUAAAGUAUACUC